GCGCGUUAUUGGGCGUAAUGCAAAACCGGAAGUCAGUUGUCAGUUGUGUACUUACUCCAGACGAUCAUCACUGUAUUUUGGCGAUAAAGGAUGGAUUUAGGCAAAAUUAGACGGUGACAAGGUGACCAUGUGAUAGUCGGCUCUUUUUUAUUUUUUCGGUGAGGUGCUGUAUGCCUUCUCCUAAGGAGGAGGAAGAGGACUGGCCGAGGGUUUGAACUCAGUCCAGGAUGGAGCGCUGGACUCCCAAUCCUCGAGCCAAACCUUUUGUGCCCCGGCAGCAGAGAAGCUUGUACCUCACCUGGAAAUACAAACUGACCAAUAAGAGGACUAUCCACCGCAUCUGUCAGGCCUGUGCCGUCCUGUUUUUGCUGAUAACCAUCAUCAUCAACGUUAAGCUCAUCUUGGACACAAGAAGAGUCACCAGUGAAGAUGCUGCAGCACAAGACUACGACGAUUCCAUUCCCAACAUGCAGAUGCCGCGCAAGCCGGCCGGUGGCCGUAAGGUCCUGGACAUCGAGGUUUACUCCAGCCGCUCCAAAGUCUAUGUGGCCGUGGAUGGCACAACGGUGCUGGAGGAUGAUGUGCGCGAGCAGGGCAGAGGCAUCCACGUCAUCGUUCUCAACCAGGCUACAGGUCAUGUGAUGGCGAAGAGAAUAUUUGACACCUACUCACCCCAUGAGGAUGAAGCCAUGAUCCUCUUCCUCAACAUGGUGACCCGUGGUCGAGUCCUCAUCUUUACCAUUAAGGAUGAGGGGACGUUCCACCUGAAGGAUGCAGCUAAGAACCUGCUGAAGGGUUUGGGCAGCCAGGCCUCACUCAGCCUCAGCUGGAGGGACAUGUGGACUUUGGUGGUGAAGAAAGGAGGUCAAGUGUAUGGAGAGAAGCACUCCAAAUCUCCGGCGCUGUCCACCUGGGGUGACCCGGUUCUGCUGAAGACGGAGGUGCAGCUCACCGCCUCUGAAGAGGCCGAGUGUCGCUGGGCUGACACGGAACUCAACAGGCGGAGGAAGCUGUUCUGCAGCAAAGUGGAAGGAUACGGCAGCAUCUGCAGCUGCAAAGAUCCGGCACCAAUAGAGUUCAACCCAGAUCCUUUGUACAACAACAAGGUCUUCAACGUGCCCGUUGCGGUCAUUGCAGGGAACAGACCCAACUACCUGUACCGGAUGCUCAGAUCUCUGCUGUCUGCUCACGGCGUAAACCCACAGAUGAUCACCGUCUUCAUCGAUGGAUAUUAUGAGGAACCAAUGGAUGUGGUGGAACUGUUUGGCCUGAAGGGGGUUCAGCACACGCCCAUCAGCAUCAAGAAUGCCAGAGUCUCUCAGCACUACAAAGCCAGUCUGACUGCAUCCUUCAACCUUCACCCAGACGCAGACUUUGCCAUCGUCCUGGAGGAAGACCUGGACAUUUCCAUUGACUUUUUCAGUUUUUUGAGUCAGACGAUCCACCUGCUGAACGAGGACGACAGUCUGUACUGUAUCUCAGCCUGGAACGACCAGGGCUACGAGCACACGGCGGAGGACCCGGCUCUGCUGUACCGCGUGGAGACCAUGCCCGGCCUCGGCUGGGUGCUGAAGAAGAGUCUCUACAAAGAUGAGCUGGAACCAAAGUGGCCCACGCCUGAGAAGUUGUGGGACUGGGACAUGUGGAUGCGGAUGCCCGAACAGAGAAAAGGUCGCGAGUGCAUCAUCCCCGAUGUGUCGCGUUCCUACCACUUUGGCAUCAUUGGACUCAACAUGAACGGAUAUUUCCACGAGGUUUACUUCAAGAAACACAAGUUCAACACGGUUCCUAAUGUGCAACUGAAGAACGUUGACAGCUUAAAGAAAGAUUCUUAUGAAGCCGAGAUCCACAACCUACUGAAGGAGGCCAAGGUUCUGGACCACAGCAAGAACCCUUGUGAGGACUCCUUCCUGCCAGACUCUGAGGGGAAGGUCUACGUCAUGUUCAUUAAGAUGGAGAGUGAGACCGACACGGUGACCUGGACCGAGCUUGCCAAGUGCCUCCACAUUUGGAAUUUGGAUGUGCGGGGAUACCAUCGAGGUCUGUGGCGACUCUUCAGGAAAAAAAAUCAUGUGCUGGUGGUCGCGGUGCCCAUCUCCCCCUACUCUGCGAAGAAGCCGGCAGGUGUCACGCCCAUCCACUUGGAGGCUCCGCCCAAAGAGGAGGCGGCUCUGGUGGAGCAGGUGUAGGUCUGUUACACUGGACUUUUUUUUUUUUUUUUUGGUGUUGCUGGAGCCACGCCCUAAAACCUGGUUCACGUUUCUCGCCGGCGGCUCGUCUGUCUGAAAGUUCCCGCCUUCUUUCAUGCUGACUUUUUUUUUUUUUUGGAGAUGCUGUGUGUUUUGUGGUGCCACCGGACAAAAAGUAACAUCAACUCAACCAGAAAAAGAACAAAGUUAAAAAAAAAAAGUAGGUGUUAAAGAAAAAAAUAUGAGAAGAACCUUUAAAUAUUUUUGAUAGAUUGAGUUUUAAUUGAUACUGCUUCAUUUUUAAAACCAGAUCAUUUUGUGCUAAUUUUAAAAGGCUCUAAAAGAAUAUAAUAUUUAAAAUGUGUUUAUCUUGUUUUAAACUGUUCCACGUCAAAUGUGGUUCAGUAAGACGGUCACGUAGGUGCUAGUCUUCCGUUAUGACUGUUUUCUGUCAAAAUUAAUAUUAUGUUAUUUCUGUGUUGUUUUUUUAUCUACACAAACGGGCAAAAACCAAAGAAUUUCAUGUUGAGAUUUUCUCAAUACGAUGAGCGCGUUGCCCGAAGUGGACAAACUUGUUACACAAGCCGUGAUUGGCUGGAAGUCGAGGUGUCUCGGCUCUGAUAAAGCGGCUGGAAACUUUCAGUACCACAUGCUUUUUGGUCCAGAAUUUACAGUUUAUUUUCUCCUUAAAGGUACGAACACUACAGUUAAUGUAAUGAAUAAGACAUUGUUUCAUAAUGAAAAUGGAAUGAAGGCGGAAAAAACAACUUUGUGGUCAACAUAGGCAGUAAAGCAGCGCGCAUUUUGGUGGACCACCUCUGGACACCCCCACAAGGCUUACCCAUCCUCCAUGGGGGAGGCCUAGGGUUUCCUUCCCAGGGGCCUUACCUCACAGUGCCCCCAGUGUGGAGGAGUGGUUGCGGCCGGGUUAGUCACCGCCCCCUUGUUGACGCUUGUUGUUUUAGUUUAUGCUGAUUUCUGGCAGGGGGCUAUUAGACAUGGUGGAUAUAAUUCAUGGGUUUUCAUUUGUGGUUAUUGUUUGUGUUGUGUAUUUGAUGAUGUGCUGAGGUGUGUGUGUGUGACUCCGCCCACAUCAGUCUUGGACGUCUUUGCGUCAGGACGGUUGUGUUUUUGAUGCUCGCGGUGCUGCGCUCCAUUUGAAGUCCGUGAGAUUUUGAACCUGUGAGACAAAAUAAAUGAUGCGUUGUUGAA
Messenger RNA from Thalassophryne amazonica, 3401 nucleotides. It is a transcript of the gene pomgnt1, whose product is annotated as protein O-linked mannose N-acetylglucosaminyltransferase 1 (beta 1,2-). Gene Ontology annotation, biological process: protein O-linked glycosylation via N-acetylgalactosamine. The record is from RefSeq and is a predicted model, not a curated record. The transcript is spliced from 22 exons. The coding region runs from base 228 to 2189 and encodes 653 amino acids. NCBI's taxonomy places the organism in Eukaryota, Metazoa, Chordata, Actinopteri, Batrachoidiformes, Batrachoididae. Gene Ontology annotation, cellular component: Golgi membrane. Gene Ontology annotation, molecular function: beta-1,3-galactosyl-O-glycosyl-glycoprotein beta-1,3-N-acetylglucosaminyltransferase activity.